Molecule: messenger RNA, 929 nt
Organism: Ananas comosus (pineapple)
Lineage: Eukaryota; Viridiplantae; Streptophyta; Magnoliopsida; Poales; Bromeliaceae
Product: 60S ribosomal protein L13-like
Exons: 6
Coding region: 357-773 (138 amino acids)
Biological process (GO): translation
Cellular component (GO): cytosolic large ribosomal subunit; ribosome
Molecular function (GO): RNA binding; structural constituent of ribosome
Source: RefSeq, a predicted model, not a curated record
CACACGCUCUUUUCCAAAACCCUAACGAAUCCCGCACCCUCUCUAUUAAACACACACACACACACUCUCUCUCUCUCCACUGCGUAAUCCCCAACAAUGGCGGCGCCGAUGAUGAGCGAGAGGAAGAAACGGACGCGGGAGCCUCCGUAGCGGCCGAUGAUGAUCUCCGAUCUGGGGUUUGGUCGGCGAUGAGGACGAUGGUGGCUUGGAUCAGUGUCUCAAAGAGAGAUUUGGGGGAAUUGAGGUAAGUUUGGAGCGAAAGAAGGAGAAUAUAUAGAGAGGAUUAGUGGAGAUGAGUAGAGGGGGAGAGGAGAGAGGAGAAAGGGAAAAGAGGGGAAGAAGAUGAGAAACUGGGAAUGAUUAAUCAAAUUCGUGCUGAACAAUGGUUAAGCACAACAACAACAUGCCGAACGGGCACUUUAGGAAGCAUUGGCAGAAUUGGAUCAACUAGCAAGAGCGCAAAGCAAGACAAUGGAUUGAAAGGAAAAGCUGUCUUUGACAGCAGCGGCCAGACAACCGUAGGGAUGGAUCCACAGGCGGCAGGGAUCCUGAAGAAGCUUGCCCCAACAAUCAGCAAUGCAGUAGACCACCGCCGAAAGAACCACUCUCUCGAGGGCCUCCAGGCUAAUGUUCAGAUGCUGAAGAUGUACAAAACCAAGCUUGUCAUCUUCCCAAGGCUGUUGUUUUUGCUCCCCAGGAACUGGCCGCAGCCACGCAGGUGCAAGGCCGGUAUAUGCCGAUUUUGCGCGAGAAGCCGUCGGCCGAGGUCGUGAAGGUCCGACGAGUUGAAAUCUUUCAAGACCUACGCCAAGCUUCACGUCGAGAAGAUGAACCAGCGCCAGGCCCAGCUGAAGAAGGCUGCGGAGGCUGAGAAAGUUGAUAAGAAUUAUAACUUCGGAUCCUCGCAAAUCGCCACAAAACUAGUCUUG